This is a messenger RNA of Aplysia californica (California sea hare), 1041 nucleotides long. RefSeq lists its product as uncharacterized. The transcript has 2 exons. Bases 651 to 1040 code for a protein of 129 amino acids. The record is from RefSeq and is a predicted model, not a curated record. Lineage: Eukaryota; Metazoa; Mollusca; Gastropoda; Aplysiida; Aplysiidae.
CCUUGCGUGUGCCGAGAUCUAGGUACAGUAUAAGGUUUCUUAUUCUGAUCGGAACAGGAUUUGCGCUCUCUCUCUCUCUGCAACAGGGACUGACUGACUGACUGCCUGCCUGGUUGGGGGGGACUCCUAAAUCAGACUUCAGACUGUCAGGACACGGGAAAUGUUGUUUUUGUCCCCUCGGUUCGCACCACAGUGGUAUGCAUGCAUAAUAUCCCGUGGAUUUUUGUCGCGUGGUGUUGUGGUAAGGCUUCAGAAGAGUAAUAGUGCACCAACUUACUUACACUUACACUUUCACUUACACUUACACGCACGUCUGUGAGGAAUUUCUACUGGAGAUCACAUAGACAGCUGGACUUGGUCAGAACUGGGUUUCGAUCCGGUUCCUUCUGCAAAUUGUUGCAAAAUCAACGACUCUGUGCAGUCUUGUGUUUUCCAAGAAAUCGUGUGUCCCUGAAGAUGACUCUUCCUCUUCCCCUUCCUCUUCCCCUUCCUCUCAGUUUUGAUUCUCGUCACGGGCUGCUCUCUUUUACGGACAAUGACGUCACUGGUUCUUGAGCUCGUCUUCACGAGAUUACAUCAGAGAGACGACAAUGGAAGCGAUCACCCUAGAGGAUAAUAAACGAUAAGCCGUGAACAUAUUUAGAAAGGUCAUGACGAGAGAGGAGAGCAAAUCCUCUGUUCCUUUCGCGAGACAACGUCACCCCCAGAUCAUCGGUGCACCACCACCACUGGAAAUGGCCGCGCCUGUACGGAAAAGUAGAUCCAUGAGUGAACUUCCGGGUCAUCUACGCGUGCCCAUCUUGAAGCGGAAGGACACAGAGCGUACCCAGGCGAGGCUGGAGGCGGGGGCGGCAGGGGUGGCGGAGCUUCAGGCUCUCAGAGAGCAGCACCAGCAGCUUGUGACUGCCACGAUGGAAGAGUCCAAACAGAAGUCUCAGCACAAGAAGCAGCGGAAGAAAGAGAGGGAGGACAGGCACAGUCGGUACCAGUCUGUGCAGGUAAAAAAACCGAUAUUUUGGAAUGUCUUGUGUCGUGUCUAGG